AUGUUUACAUCUACUGCUCAAACACUCGGACUUUUGCAACUCUCCUCAGAAACUAACUUAUUAAACACAUAUGAUAAAGAAAUACAGUCCGGAAUUGUCAGUCUGAUCUGCAAGCAAUUUUUCUCGAUGGAGACAGACAUCAAGCAGCACUGCACUUCCGUCAACCACAUUUCUUUUGUACUGGAAGUCAUCGCUGCUGGGUUUAAAAUGGAUUUGAACUUCUCCGACCUCAUCGAACAGUGUAUAGACCUUUAUGAGAUGUGGUUUGUGCAGCGACAACACUUACCAGAAAUCAUUGAGAACAAUUUUAGUGAGUAUCUGGAGACUAUUUUAUUGCACCUGACACUUGUAUUCAACCAUGCACCGUCCACCCCACAACAAAAAGCAUAUGAAACAUUAUGCAAAAGAGUGAUAGGAAUUUUCCAGGCGUUAUAUCCCACCAUCAGAGGGACGAAGACAGAAGGCGUGUUUGUAAGAGCGUCUGUUGCUGUGAUGGAGGAUGCGUACAACGCACAAAACUAUAUUGUUAUAUCAGAAACAGUGAGAUUUUUCCAUGUAAUUUGGGUCGCUUUUCAAACUUCCGACACAUUAUUAUGGUAUGUGUUACAUAGCAGAUACACAAAGUGGAUAAUCCACCAAUCUGUAGCGACGUCUUGGAAAGAAACGCUUCUCACAGUCGAAAGGGGGCUGAUCUCGCUUUUGGAGGGACAAGAUAGUUGCAUUCUAACAGCGGCAACGUCGAACUUUGAGGUGAGCUCUACGUACCAAUCGACGUACUUACUGUGGUUCUUCCUCAAAUUUCUUCAUUUGGGAGGUAAUUUGUGUGAUGUUGAGAAGGCUGAUGUUCAUAGCAGCUUAUUGCAAGCCGUAGGAUCCUUUGUUGAUCUAUUGUUGCCAACCACAUUAAAUGGGAAUGACAUUUUGAGGUUUUUUUGUGAUGUGUUGUACCAAACAGUGAUAUACAAAGACCACAGAAUUUUUUACAAGUCGAUCAACACUGCACUGGUGAUAUUUACAAAAAUUCUGAUCACGAAAUACCCGGUCACUACGUUAUCAAAUGAAUACAUGGUGAAGGUUGAAAGAGUACUCUCGAAAUCAUUGAGUUCAAUUAACAUCCAAAUCAUAUACUGUGUGUUGGAGUGUUGCAAUAAAUUGAUCAAAACACUGCCAACGAUAUGCACGUAUCUCUACUCUGAAAUUUUAAGCGCGAUGAACCGUAUUACGAUCGAACCAAAAGGAACGACUUCGGAAAUUCGACCUAUUGCAAUUGAGUUGCUCACUGAAAUACAAUUUGAGAUGACUUCACAACGAAAUGGAUUGAACGACGGCAAUAGUAAUACAUCAUUGAUGUCGGACUUGAUGGAUAUCAGUUUCAACUUACUCACGCUUGACCCUGAAAAUGCAGAUGGCGUGUUUCUGGUGUUAAGUCGAUUGAUUGUGAGUAUGUGUGUUCUUAAUGAUGGGUUUGUGUUGGUCAACAAACUUUUAGACCACUUUCUAAGUCUUCUUUCUGCGAAUUACACGGACUGGUUUUCGAAAACAAAAGACCCUGAAAAUACAUUGCUGGACUUUUUUGAAGAGGUUGCGAGACACGCCAAGCAAUUUGAGUUAAAAACGGUCAAGGCGAUAUUUGGACUGAUUCAACAGUUUAUCACGUAUCGAAUGGACUCUUUGGAUAUGCUGGAUCCGAUUCUUACUGUCUUCAUGUCGUUUUUCGGUGUGUGUUACUUGUCUUUGUCGAAACAAGAGUUGUUGUUUGUGAGAGAUUUGAUGGACAAAGUUGCGAAUGCUGUUGGUGGAGAUGUUUCCCGGUUGUCUGGAUUUACUUUUGACAUCAAACUCAUGAAUGUGUUAGCACAAACGUACUUCAGUCGAAAUCUAUUGAACACCACCAUUGACGAGAAAAUUGUUAUGUGUGAACUUCAGAAGAGAAAUAUUGUAUUCAAAGACCAAAUCAGAGUGUUCUAUGUGUUUGAGAAUGCGAUCAUCUCGUUGAUACAAGUGCCAUGGGUUGAGAACACGGUAACUUGCAUAGUCAGAAACCGAUACGGCAAGAAUGUGUACUGCUUUGAGUAUAAUGACGAAAACCAUAAUUGGGUGAUGCGGGAUUUAGUCGAACAGAAGGUCGAAUAUACCGAACGACCAAAACGGAAGUUCAAUCCGACGUGGGCGACGGACGUUCAAUUUUUAAAUGUGUUUGAAAUCGAUAAGAAUGCGACAGAAUGUUUCAAAGAGAAAUACAAACAGAUGGGAAGUGGCGUGUUGGAUUUGCCAACAGUAAUCACAGAAAAAAGAUGGGAAGAACAGGACUGCAAUGUCCUUAACACGUGUUUCCUCCAAAGGAUGCUGAGUACUGUGAUGAACUUUAACAACUUGACACAACCGCCCGUGGAAGUGUUAUUACCUGGCGAAGAGUUGUUUGAUAAAUUACGAGGACUCGACCAUGUGUCGUGUAUACCGAAUCUGGAUGUGAGUGUACAAGCCCAAAAAGUCACUCAAGAGUACUUAGAAUUUGUGAAUCGACUUGGAACAAUCGAACGUGUUGAUGACGGAGAACAUACAUUCAAUGAACAACAUUAUUUGAAUGGAGGAUGUCAGUUGACCUAUCAUGUUGAUGUACUUAAUAAUGAAGAUACGAAAACACAGAGUGCGCUGGAGCUGUCAAGCUCCCCGAAGUUGAAUGACAAAAGUGAACUGAAAAAAGUAACGAUUGUUUGGGGAGGGUCGGAGGAUAUUGUCAUGGAAAAUACACCAAAUUUUGUGAUUCAAAUUAUUCCAACGACAAGCGAACUCUUCUUGAUUCGAAGUUCGAGGAAGGUUGGGAUCUUAAUUGAAAACCAGUUGUGCCCCUUCGAACUACUACAAAACCUGAUUCAGUCAAGUCUUCUGUCAUACACAUGGAAAUGCGAGACUCCAAGAAAACUAUUUGAGAAGAGAACGAGAAGACUGUUGGAAGUUGCGUCAUACCUUGACACCGUGUACACGUCAGUCACGACACAUUCACUCUUCUCGGCAGAAUUUAUAGUCAAAACAAUUCCUGUUGAUUUCAGAAACACGUCAGUCAUUGAAGUACAACGACCGAAACCACAAGGACUAAGUAACUCCGCUUCACAAAAGAUGUUCAACGGUAACUCUCCGUUAGCACCGAAAGAUUUAUCUUCAAAAUCACCAUCAAGUAAAAGUCCGUAUAAUCAUAUGAGACGUAACGUCGAGGCUAAUGCAAGACCGAACACACUGGCUUCACCUAUGGAAAGAAAGUUCACGACAUCCCCACAGAAAUUGGUAGAAGAGUUGGUGCUGACACCAAGUUCUCCUGUUACAACGUUCACAUCUGGAAGUAUCAACACUGGCUCAACCUCUCCACAAAACGUGAAUACGAACACAAGAGGAGCUUGGGGACAAGUAACGUCUGAUGGAAAGAAAACCCAAACAAGGACACCGACUUCGAGAAAAACGUUUAUAGAUGGGUCUAAGAGGAGAUCUUUAAUACCAAGAAAUAUCGCGACGUUACAAAAUGAAGUCAAAAAGGAUGACGCGAAAGUCGAAGGAGAGAAAACAAGCACAGAAAGUAAAGAAGAAGUCACUCACGUAAAGAAAGACCCACUCCAGAAAAGAACUCUUGUCCAAACACAAAGCCAAUCAACACUCCACACAUCACCUCCAGCUGCUGUACAACAAAUGGAAGUGAAAGCACAAGACGACCAAAGUAAAGUUGCUCUAUUCAAGUCACCAACUCACUUGCAACCACCCACUUCAAAACUCUCGUUACCCACUACAGGUCCAAAUCAAAUUGCACCACUCCCACCUACUCCACAAACACAACAACAGACACAACAACCAUCGUUGCAGAGAAGAGCAUUCUUUAAUAAGAGAGCAACUCAACACCAAUCUAUCGAUGGUAAGUGA
This is a messenger RNA of Entamoeba invadens IP1, 3906 nucleotides long. RefSeq lists its product as hypothetical. Gene Ontology annotation, molecular function: GTPase activator activity. NCBI's taxonomy places the organism in Eukaryota, Evosea, Mastigamoebida, Endamoebidae. Gene Ontology annotation, biological process: activation of GTPase activity. The coding region runs from base 1 to 3906 and encodes 1301 amino acids. The transcript is spliced from 4 exons. The record is from RefSeq and is a predicted model, not a curated record.